UGCUCAUUCAAAACUGGCGCACCUUGCCUUCCCUCCCACCCCCUCUUCCUUUUACAUGUUUUGCAACUCACCACGCCCAUCAAACAACCGUCUCCAACUCAGCGACGCAAACGAUCUAUGCUCGAGGAAUUUAGCGACACCAAAACUGAGCGACAGCGAUCGAGUUGGCGAGUGACCUGUUAGCGCCCGAUUAGUCAUUCUAGUUCCGGCCGCGGGCAACACAAUGGCUGGAUCCCAACAAGGCGGCGGGUUCGACCCUCUGGAAUUCAUGGACUUUUCGCAGUACGACAACAACAACACCAACGCUGCCAACACCGGGUUGAACUACCAGCCACCCUCCCUCUCGCCAUCGACCUCGAUCUCGCUCAAGUCCGAAACUCCGGAAGGGUCGUCACUGUUCCCCUCCAACCAGGGCUUCGCAGCACCCAGCCACCAGUACAACCUCUACAAGCAGCAAACAGGUCUCGUCCCGGGCGCACUGACAACUACGUUGUCGAUGAACGAGCCGCAGGGGUAUUUCCAAGAGUAUCUCGAACUUCAACAACACGAUAUGCUUGCCGGGAUGGGGGAGUCGGACGACGUCUUCGACUUCAACGCGCCUCUGGGUGGCGGCUUGGACACCUCCGGGAUGGAUCUCGGCUUCGACUCCACGGACGGGCUCUAUCUCAACUCCACCAUCAACCCAAGCGCCAUCGGCGGCCACGAACCCGAUGGGCUGACCUCUCCGCUCCCCACAACACCCGCCUUGUCCAACACUCCUGGCAGGGUGUGGCCUGGCAUGCACCAGCAACAAGCGGCGCUUGCCAGGGCACAGCAGCAACAGAAGCAACAAGAGAUGCAGAGGCAGCAGCAACAGCAACAACAGCUACAAAGGCAACGCGUUCAGGCUAAGCAGGCACAGAAGGCCAGGUCACCGCAAACGAGCAGCUCCAUCGCCGAGCAAAACGUUCAGAACAUCCUGAGCUCGAUGCGCUCCGAGCCUGUGCAGUACACGCCCAUCAAGAGCGUGCCGACGGCAAACUUCCCCAAGAAGCAGAAGUCCGAGGCGGAGAUGGAUGAGGAUGAGAAGUUCCUGGCGAGCGAGGAAGGCAAGAAGCUCAGCAGCCAAGAGCGCCGCCAGCUUCGGAACAAGGUUUCGGCCCGCGCAUUCCGGGGCAGGAGAAAGGAAUACAUCGGCUGGCUCGAGGGCGAGCUCACAGACCGGCACAACGACUCGGGCCUCCUGCGGGCGCAGAACAAGGCGCUGAUCGAGGAGAACGCGCGGCUGACCAGCCUCACCAAGAUGCUGCUCUCGUCGGACCACUUCCGCGACCUGCUCAGCGACCUCAGCUCCAACCCGGAGAAGCUCGACGACCUGCACUCGGCCGGCGAGCCCCACGUCCAGGCCCACGCCCGCCAGCAGGCCCAGCAGGAGGCCGAGAUGCAGGCCCGCCUGCAGGCCGAGAAGGACGCCAACCCCCACCUCGCCGAGCAGCAGCACCUCCGCUACCAGGAGCACUUCCGCCUCCACAUGAUGUCGGGCCAUGCGUGAGCCCUGGCGGGGUGACUCGUGUCGGAGUGUAGACGGGCGGGUUUGUUUGGAGCGGUUGCCUGCUGUGCCUGUUUGUGGUCUGUUGCGGGAGUUGGUGGUCAGUGGUGUGGCGGCGUCGUGCUUUCGGGUUUGGGACUUGGGGUUGUGCAUAGCGAUAUACUCUCUGAUUCUUUUGUAUAGCCAUUUCUUACUCUUAUCUGUUUAUUAUGAUCUGCCCUACUCUGCUCAAGCGGGCGCGCACACGCGCAAUUGCCUGACAUACACGUCAGCUCAUCUACCUACGGUCUAGAAGAAUACAAUUUGCUCCAAUCUG
Molecule: messenger RNA, 1844 nt
Organism: Chaetomium fimeti
Lineage: Eukaryota; Fungi; Ascomycota; Sordariomycetes; Sordariales; Chaetomiaceae
Exons: 2
Coding region: 224-1531 (435 amino acids)
Biological process (GO): regulation of DNA-templated transcription
Molecular function (GO): DNA-binding transcription factor activity
Source: RefSeq, a predicted model, not a curated record